Porites evermanni is the source of this 3494-nucleotide messenger RNA. NCBI's taxonomy places the organism in Eukaryota, Metazoa, Cnidaria, Anthozoa, Scleractinia, Poritidae. The record is from the annotation of a GenBank genome assembly.
AUGGCUGACCGCAUCGGAGAAUCUGAAGACAAUACCGCUCCACAGUCUUCCUCGUCUUCCAAACCCUACUUGUACUUCUCAAUAGAAAAUAUAUUGAGCAAUGAGACAUUUGGGUCUCAAAAGGAAAUCCGAAAGGAGUCCCCACAGAAGAAUGGAAGUCUCACAAUGGAGAAUAUAGGAAAGUCCUCGAUGCAAACGUUAUUCAUGCGUCUGCCUUGGCUCGCCUAUACGCGGUACUGUCCCCCGAAGAUUCCAAGUAAGUAACCGUUUUAUUUUUUCAAGCGGAUGAACAUUUUUCUUCCUUUUUUCCUCCUCUCUUUUAUCAGUCUUUUGUUCUUUUCAGUUGUUGUGCACCUAUACAAUUAUGAGACUGUAAGGGAAGUAAAUGUUUUUUUUAUAUAUAUAAUCCGCGUCUUCGUAUCCUACACUCUUAAGUUAAUCAAAGGGGUUCCCUACUCGAAGAACUCAUGGCUUGUUUAAAGUAUGUAGAUAUGACUAGCUUUUUGCUAGUAAACUAUUUUGUACACGUGGAUACAUUCACACACCAUAUCCUUCAGGUUCGAUAACCUUUGAGCGUAAUCGCUUCUGUAAUCCCUCAAGGCGCUUAAGCGUACCAGCAAAUCUACUGGCAAACAUGAGCAAAAAACUUUUUCUUUGUCAAACAUGCCUAUUAUCUUGAUAGGUUUUUGCAGUAGGCCAUAUUAGUUACAUCCAUUUUGCUUUCGGUUUCCCUUAAUGUAUCUUAGUUCUAAUACGUUUGUUUAGCUCCUUUUGCGUUUAGGUAAAACUUUCUUCACAAACCGCAACUCAUUAACAGAAGACAACAAAAUAGGGCAUGUUGACCUUUCUUUCCUAGGCUGAAUUGAUAAAUAGUGCUAACUCUUGAUUCUGUAGACAAAAACCAUUGGUGUCACCAUUAAAGUGAAACCUUUUUGACAGUACUUUUGCAUGGCAAUAUUUGUUUUACAGUAUUUUGAAAAAUAAAUUGAACAUUUUUCUUUAACUUGUUUGUGGGGCACUCUAUGGAGUAAAGCGUGCACCUUCAGUCAAGGACUCGUUCGAUAGCGAAAUGUUAAACAGUUGCAAAUGACUGUUGUGGCCAUGAAACACUUCCUUGAAAAUAACGAGGUCUUUUGUUCUAGCACGACCGAAAAAGUCCCCGAAUUUCUUUAGCUAAGAUAAGUUCUUCUCGUGCUGGAGAUAUAAUUGCAACGAAAAUGGGUGUACAUGUCACAAGAUCGGGUUCUCUUUUCGGAGAAAUAUGUCUUAGGAAUCGUCCAAACGAAUUACCGAUGUAAUGUAUACUAGUAUGAACCUGAGGUGGAAGACACUAGUUCCCCACUUACGAAUAACUGAUUAUAACAGCACAAAAAUUGGCUUACCUUGUAAGCGGGAACCGCGAUUUGUGAUUAUCAAACAGUCAAAUUCGCAUUUGUAUUUAGUAUGCAAUAUAUUUUAACGAGAUUAUUCGCGGUGAAAUUAGCCACCAAUUAUAAUCGCCUUUUUUACUGUAAUAUGUACGAAACCCAUAAAACAUAAAUCAUAGUAGCCUUUUCACUCCUAAAGGGAAAAAAAUCAAUUUUUUUCUGUAAAAUCCUUAGCGAUGAAUAGCACUAUACAAAAGUUCUGUUAAAGAGGUUUUAUUUGAAUGAUAACACCAUAGGAUUUCGUCCACAGAUGUAAAAGUUGGAGAAGCAAAUAACCGUAUUGAGCCAAGCAGUGAAAGGUUUAAGAAAACCUGUCUAGGAUGUUUUGCAAAGAGGAGUGUCUCCCUUUGUCAGAAAUGAUUCGGUACUUCAUUUUUGUUUUUCUGUUCGUUGAAGGAGUGCCUUUAUGAUUUCCUGUCUCCAACAAAACCCUCUAUUGAAAUGGUCUCAAGCCCUUAAUCCUUUUUAUUGCUUUUUAUUAUCGGCACACUGUGUCUAAGAGGUAAUUUUUGUUUAGGCUAAUUUUGUCCAAAGUCCUCUCGCCAUUCAGUUGGGAAAAGUGACAACUGAAGGGUGUAUACUGAAAAUCUGUUUUUGUACAUAUAUACGCCUUUUAUGACUAAUCCACAGUCCAAAGUUCACCCGCUCCAAGUUCUACACUGAGGUUAACUUGUACGUAUGCAAAAUGAACGAAACAUUGAAGUUGAUAUUUUUUUCAUCUCCGGUUCCAUAAGAACGCAGACUUAUCAAUAGUUGUUUUAAAACGAAAAUAGGGUUGAUGAUAAUAGGUAAAAGUGGGUUUACAUGAAUUUCUUUAAUAAGGACUGUGUCGGUCAAAAAAUAGUUCUAAGCAGUUUGCCCCUGUUUUGCUAUAUCUUUAAUGUAUUAGAAAUAGAGACUUUCUGACAAUUUUUCACUUGGCCUAGUCCCAUACCCAGCGCUACCCGUCAAUUUUCCCAAAAGGUUAUAAAUUUCAUUACAUAUUUUCGAUCAUUUAAACCAGACGCACUAAACCCUACACAGGGACCGCCUCUACCCACUAGACUGAAACACAAUAGAGGUACAGCCGCAGAACACGUGUUAUCAUAUAGUUUAUUAUCACGCUUUCACUCAGUCCAUGAUACGAAGCUUAUUCUGAUUAAGGAAUCACCUUGGCGUUUAAUUUGGGUAUCUAACAUAGCAAUAAUAAUAAUACUUCUAAAAAUUCAAAGGUAGUUCAACUCUUACGAUGUUUUACAAUCUCUUUGAAGCGCACGAUCAAGUUUCACGCAAACUGGUCCUCACGACAAAAAUAAAGAAAGAGACAAUCAAAGCAAAACAAAACAAUCUAGAAAAAGGAGUGUUUUUAAUUUCUGAGCUCGCGAUACUCUGGCCUGUUUGAAACACAAACCUUCUACACGGACUGAAAAAUGGUAUAUUGUACUAACUUUUACCUAAAUAUUACGGACAGCUUGCUUUGUCUCUGGAGAAAGAAAGCUCUCAAAUUUUCUCUAAAUUGUACCUGCUUAACACGGACACCCCGUCAGCGUCCUUACUGACGGGACCUGUCCGUACACAGUUAAAGGAGAAAAAGAAAAGUUCUCGUCUUGUUAAAGCACGAUAAGUUAGUAAUCUCUACAGACUCUAUCCCAAUCUUCCUUCAUCUUGCUUCUUUAUAAUUUCCUCUAGUCAUUAUUUCGUUACUGUUUUUUAAUCUCAGAGAAACUUUGCCAGUCAGCCUGGAAACGCCUUUUUUUAAAUAAUUUAGUUGAGUACCCCUGACAUGAAGCACUAAUGUACUCCUUAAUGUAAAAUCUAUUCCUUUCUUCAGGAUCCAAACCAAGAAAAGGGACUCGCAAACAUAAACUCGACAGAAAUCCACGAAUUCCGUUUUCGUCCACGCAACUAGCCUCCUUGGAAGCCAAGUUUCUUCAAACCCAGUAUCUCUCGGGCUCAGAAGUCCGUGACUUGUCAAACAGCCUAAGAGUUACCGAACACAGAGUAAAGAUUUGGUUUCAGAACAGGAGAGCACGAGAAAAAAAGAACCAAGCAAUGGGCGUGGUCACUUCUGGGCCAACACGGUGUUAA